AUGGCGGCAAAGCUAAGCUUAUUGCUGGUCUUUCUCUCCUUCUGCUCCCUUCUUUCACCUUCCUUAUCCAAUGUCAUCACCAACAGCGUAAAUUGGUGGUGCGACAAAACUCCAAACCCUGAACCCUGCAAAUACUUCAUAAACCAAAAACCGAUCAGAUUUUUACCCAUCGGGAAAUCCCAGUUCCGCAAAAUGGGGGUUGAGCUAGCCAUGGAACGAGCCCUUACAGCACAGACCCACAACAAGUGGCUCGGAAACAAGUGCACCAACGAGAAAGAAAAGGCUGCAUGGGCUGAUUGCUUGAACCUUUAUGAAGAAACCAUCUUCCAACUCAACCAAACCAUAGAACCAAACACAAAAUGCACCGACUUCGACGUCCAAACAUGGCUUAGCACUGCGCUAACUAACCUGGAAACAUGCCGUGCCGGGUUCAUCGAACUGGGUGUGCCGGAGUUCAUGCUCCCGCUCAUGUCUAACAACGUUUCGAAGCUUAUUAGCAACAUCUUAGCUAUCAAUAAACCUUCGAGUUCGCCACCAGAAACUUACUAUAGCGAGGGUUUUCCAACGUGGGUGAAGCCUGGGGAGAGGAGGCUGCUUCAGGCGUCAUCGCCGAGACCGAACCUGGUGGUGGCGCAAGAUGGGUCCGGGAAUUUCAGGACGAUCAAGGCCGCGCUGGACGCGGCGGCGAAGAGGAGCGGGAGCGGGAGGUUUGUGAUACGCGUAAAGCGUGGGGUUUACAAGGAGAAUUUGGAGAUCGGAAAGAAACUGAAGAAUAUUAUGUUGGUUGGUGAUGGUUUGAGGAACACCAUUAUCACUGGAAGUAGAAGUGUUAAAGGAGGUUCCACUACUUUUGCCUCUGCAACUGUUGCGGUAACCGGGUCAGGAUUCAUAGCCCGCGGGAUUACUUUCCGCAACACAGCCGGCCCGCAAAAUCACCAAGCAGUAGCUCUCCGAUCCGGAUCCGACUUCUCCGUCUUCUACCAGUGCGGCUUCGAGGGUUACCAAGACACCCUCUACGCCCACUCGCAGCGCCAAUUCUACAAAGAAUGUUACGUUUACGGCACCGUCGACUUCAUUUUCGGCAACGCAGCCGUCGUCUUGCAGAACUGCAUGAUCUACGCCAGGAGACCAAUGGAUAAACAAAAGAUCACCAUUACUGCUCAAGGCCGAACCGACUCGAACCAGAACACCGGCAUUUCGAUCCACAACUGUCGGGUCAUGGCCGCACCGGAUUUACAACCCGUGCUUAAUUCCUUCAAGACUUUCUUGGGUCGGCCGUGGAAGCAAUACUCUCGCACUGUUUUCAUGAAGACUUAUCUUGAUUCAUUGGUUGAUCCGGCUGGGUGGCUCGAAUGGGAUGGCAAUUUUGCUCUCGACACUUUGUAUUACGGGGAGUAUAAGAAUAUUGGACCCGCAGCUCCGGUUAGCGGAAGGGUUAAAUGGCGGGGUUAUAGGGUUAUAACUAGCGCCGCCGAAGCUUCAAAGUUCGCCGUCGGGAAUUUUAUCGCCGGAAACUCAUGGUUGCCGGCGACUGGUGUGCCGUUCAAAUCUGGACUUUGAGUUAUCAA
This is a messenger RNA of Carica papaya (papaya), 1568 nucleotides long. Its product is annotated as pectinesterase 2-like. The record is from RefSeq and is a predicted model, not a curated record. Gene Ontology annotation, biological process: cell wall modification. Gene Ontology annotation, molecular function: pectinesterase activity; enzyme inhibitor activity. Lineage: Eukaryota; Viridiplantae; Streptophyta; Magnoliopsida; Brassicales; Caricaceae.